UUCCCAAUGAUGUGAUCACCUGUGCUAGGGAGGCCAGAGCAGGAACCAGAGCCCAGGUCCCUUGACUUCCAACCCACUGCCUGUCCAUAUUCCAUGAUUACUCUUAGCUCUCCCAUUUACAACCAGUGGUUUGAAGAAUUUGUCUAGGGCUACCUCUGCCAUCUUGUCAUGUAUCUCUGUGAUUUUUUUUUUCUGCAGCAGAUGCUCUGGUGAAUAUGUAUAAAAUGAACAACAAGAAGUUUUCCUUCAUGCUGGGCAUCUUCACUUUCCUCAACACCAUCCAGUUACUCAUCUUUGAGGUGAACCAGGUUGCAUUCAUUGGCUCCAAGGACAAGUUCAGCAUCUACAAGGAGACAAGUUCUAAUCUGGUCUCUUGGGCCACGAGCCACAAGAAGAAUGUCAGCAUCUGCCUGUCCACCAUCACUAUUGUGGUCAGCUCCUUACUCCUCUACUGCAUCCACACGAGCAACUACAAGGGGCUGAUUGUCUACACUGUGUGGAUCAUCACCUAUGAGCUCACCAGCUUCUCCAUGGUCCUCAUCACCAACUGGACCAUCAAAGAGCAGUUCAUUGAGCUGAGGUACCUGCACUGGCUCUUCCAAAUCUCCCGGAUGCUCCUGCACUUGUUCUGUCUGCCCUUUGUCACCAAGCACGCAUAUGCCCUUUACAAGGACCUCAAGAUUUUAAGCAAGUUAGGCUGGCACAGACACUCCUCCAUCAGUACAGUUGACUCAUGGCCACCUGUCGGGCUGAGGUCCUUGCACCGCAAGUUAAACUGA
Messenger RNA from Vicugna pacos (alpaca), 779 nucleotides. It is a transcript of the gene TMEM217B, whose product is annotated as transmembrane protein 217B. NCBI's taxonomy places the organism in Eukaryota, Metazoa, Chordata, Mammalia, Artiodactyla, Camelidae. The record is from RefSeq and is a predicted model, not a curated record.